Messenger RNA from Meira miltonrushii, 2083 nucleotides. RefSeq names its product glycoside hydrolase. Gene Ontology annotation, molecular function: hydrolase activity, hydrolyzing O-glycosyl compounds. Gene Ontology annotation, biological process: carbohydrate metabolic process. The coding region runs from base 363 to 1961 and encodes 532 amino acids. NCBI's taxonomy places the organism in Eukaryota, Fungi, Basidiomycota, Exobasidiomycetes, Exobasidiales, Brachybasidiaceae. The record is from RefSeq and is a predicted model, not a curated record. The transcript is spliced from 2 exons.
CCCUAAUCAUCAUUCGAGAGGAGCCCCUGAGGAAGAAAAUGGAACAAACACACACACACACAAAGAGAGUAGAAAUGCUUCUGAACAGCAUUGUGAUGGACAAGAGGUCCAUUCCAUGCAUCAAAGUCUAAACAUUGGCUCAAACGCAUACGGUCCCACUUGCAUUUAUCGGCAACCGUACUUCUUACACUCUCCUCCUCCUCGUUUAUCACUACAACCUUCACCAUCAUCUUGGAUCCUUUCUCUGUAAGGAGCUCACGUCAAAGGUAUAUCUAUCUGCCCUAUUCGGGUAUUCUCCUCUUACUUCAUACUUUUUUAGUCGCCGUUCAUUAGCCUUCCUUGGCAUUUUACUCCAGUACAUCAUGAGUGCUCGCGGAUCUUUUCAAACAGACGAACGUAGGCCUUUGGCAAUGGUGGAUACGGAUACAAUUGAUUAUUUUGACGAUAUUGGAGGAAUACCACCUCCUCAUCGAUUAUCAGGCCUAUACAAUCAAGGCGGUCAUUCACCUUCUUCCUCUGGCUUCAAUUUAGCCACAACAACCGGACAAGAUCAUUUCUCACCUUCUCAAAGUCAAGAUUUCAACAAUAUGGCCAACUCUCAUAGCUUUGCUUCUGCGGGAAUUUAUGAUCAUCCAUCAUCAUCAGGACAAUUACCCAUGCAUCCUUCGUAUAGCUUUGGUAACAAGAGCGAAUAUGGCUUAGGUGAUGAUACAUACAAUAAUACUGCUGACGAUCAAGCUUUCUUGGGAGGUGGAGCGGUAGAACGUGGUGGAAUGUCACCUGCUGUGGCAGCCCGAGAAAGAUAUAUGGCCAGAAAGGAAGCACAAGGAAAUCCCUAUGCAUAUGGAGCUGGGGAAGCAGGAGCAGCGGGAUCCAGAGGAUGUUUCAGUGGAAAACGUAAAUGGGCAUGGAUCAUAGGUGCAAUUGUUCUGAUAGCCGUGAUUGCGGGUGUUGCAAUCGGAGUGAGCAUGCACAAGAAAUCUUCCACUGACGGAGCUUUGGGAGUAGUCCAAGAAAAUGGAAACGAUCCCAGUCAGUUCAGCAAAGAUCCAAACCUACAUCAAAGCUUCUAUGGAAUGUGUUAUACACCUUUGAAUGCACAAUAUCCUGCUUGUGGCGAUAGUCAAGACGCAGUGAUUGAAGAUAUUCAGUUGAUGUCACAAUUGACAACCAGGGUCAGAACAUACGGUGCAGAUUGCAAUGUUCCCGAAUACGUUUUGCAAGCUAUUGAUGUAACAAAGGUGAACAUGACUGUUUAUUUGGCUGCAUGGGUUCCGCAACCUGCUGAUGAUCCCAGUAAUACGACAUGGAACCGUCAAAUGAGUGAAGUCAUUGCCGCGAUCAAGAAACAUGGUCCUGAUCACGUUGAUGGAGUGACGGUAGGAAAUGAGUAUUUGUUGAACGGUGGACCGGAAGAUCAAUUGUUGGCAAAGAUGCAACAAAUGCGAGAUGCUCUCAAAACGCUCAAUCUUACCAAAACGAUUCCAGUCGGUACUGCUGACGCAGGCAGUAUGAUAACAACAUCAUUAGGACAAGGAAGUGAUUAUGUUAUGGCAAACGUUCAUGCAUGGUUUGGAGGAUUACCCGUUGAUCAAGCAGCCGGUUGGGUUUGGUCUUUUACAGCAAAUCAAGAACCUGCAUCGGCUUUAUUGGCAACCAAUAAGCCUCCAUUGUACAUUGCUGAAACUGGAUGGCCAACAAGUGCAAAUGAUACGGCUGCAAUGACUUAUCAAGCAGCCGUUGCCGGAGUUCCUGAAUUAAACACUUUCUUGAGCACUUAUGUUUGUCAAGCAAACGCAAAUGUUACAGCAGGAGAUCAAUUUUCCAAAUAUUUCUUCUUUGAAAUGUUCGAUGAGCCUUGGAAAGCCAUCUAUGGAGGUGUUGAGCCCUAUUGGGGACUGUUCAACUCCAACAAAACGCUCAAAGCUGGUUUGACGUUACCUGAUUGUUCGCAUCCUUGAGUAGAUGCUCUUUUAAAUGUAUUGCUAUUUGCGACCUGCCCUAUCUGGUCUUGUUUAAUUUUCUUGACAUUGUUUAUGUACGUAUUUAUUCUGAUGAUGAGAAAUGCUAUGGACUUUAAAGC